GUUGCCUUAGCCAGGUGGGCGAUGCAGCGACUUGAGUGCCACGUGAAGAAGUACAAAUGGGGAAAGCAGGGCAACGAGAGUGAGGUUGCCCGAUUAUUUGCAGCUGGUCAUAGUAACUUCAAAGUGGACGAAGAUGAGACUUAUGCAGAGCUAUGGAUGGGGACCCAUCCCGAUGGACCUGCUAUCCUCUCCAACUCUUCCACACGGCUAUCAUCAUUCAUCGCGAAAAGCCAUUCGGCUAGUUACUUAUGUAACAAUAAUCUGAAGGAGGAUAUCCAUCUGCCAUUCAUCAUGAAAGUCAUGUCUAUUGCAAGAUCUCUCAGUUUACAAGCGCAUCCUACCAAGGAGCAAGCUGCACGACUACAUGAACGAGAUCCCGUUCAUUAUCCAGAUAGGCAUCACAAACCCGAACUUGCUUACGCUCUCACCCAAUUCGAGCUGUUGUGUGGUUUCAGGCCAGCCGAACAAAUUAUCGAAAAUAUGGAAGCAUUUCCACCUCUCCAAGCUAUCAUGGAUAGCCACAACUGCAAUGUUUUGAAGGCAGUGUUAGCAAAGGAGAAGGACUCACAGUCUUUGAAGUGUCGGCAGGCAUUGGCUGCGUGUUUCGGAGAGAUGAUGGAGAAAGCUCGCAAUCAUCCGGAGCUUGUUGCCGAAUACGUGGAUCAGCUGAUCGUGUAUCUUGAUAAUGGGUAUCGUGGCUGCAUCACCGAAGGCACUGUCGAAGUGAUUCGUAAGAUGUACGAAGAUUUUCCUGGAGAUGUGGGCAUUUUUUCGCCGUUGAUCCUCAACCAUAUGGUAUUGAAGCCUGGAGAAUGCUGCUACUAUGCAGCUGAAGAGCUUCACGCCUAUCUGAGUGGUGAAUGCGUGGAAUGCGUUGGCUGCUCGAACAAUACCAUUCGAGCUGCUAUGACUCCCAAGUUCAUCGACAGAGAUGCGCUUUGUGAAGUUCUCAAUUAUCGCAUGACGCCACCUGAAGACUACCUCGUGCCAGCUACCCCUCUUCCUGGUUACCCUGGAGUUGAGGAGUAUGCACCUGACUGCAAAGAUUUCCAGCUUCACAGGAUUCGGGCGCGAACUGACGUAGAAGAAACAUUUCUUCCAAUUCUGAAUUGUGCAUCCAUCAUGGUCAUCGUGGAAGGUUCAGCGUAUCUCGAAGAAGUUGACGAACCGAGCAGCAGCCAAUCGAGGUCGCAGUCGGUCGCCAACCUAGCGACACUGGAUAGACGGCACGUUACACGGGGAGAUAUAAUCUACAUACCACCUGCAAGAAGGUUAAGGUUUGCUCGAUGCACAGCGCCGGUGGAAGCCUUUCGCACUUUCAGUUACGAAAUUGGACCUGAUCAUGAGAACCGAAAGCUAGUUAAAGAAAUUCCUUCCACAAUCUCCGUGAAGAAACCUUUGUUCACAUUCAAGCCUUCUGCUGAAAAAACCUUCGCCGUCGAUUCAGAAAUGGAUGGUUUCAUAUGAUUAAUGAAGAAGUAACUAGACUUAACAAUGAUUUUCUAAUUUCAUUCCUUGUAUAAUCGCUUUGGCAUGUAUGUGACGUGAGGUAUAGGACCAUAAGUCUCAUUUCAACUACUCUGCUGAAAGAUAUCUCAGCUAUGGUCGAAACUCUUGCGGUCUCGCUGAGAUUCUUUAUCACUGACUACAUGGUCAAGUUAAUUCUGGGAACGGAUUUGAAAUUUCGGCCAGAACAGCAAAUUGUUGGGCGCCGACUUGUAGCCGGUGUUUAGUAAAGUUUACAUUAUGCAGUUCGAGACUCGUGAUUUACGAUAAUGUACUCUGAUUUUGCAUCUCGCAUGUACUUGAGAACCUGAUUUUGCAUCUCACAUGUAUUUGAGGCCCUUCAGAUGCUGUCUCUCAGCUUCAAUGCAUUAAACCAGCUUCUCUUCAUUCCUUUUGCGCGUCAUUUCAGAACUUCUUCUUCGUCGUCAACAUUAAGUUUGAUGUCAGGUAAUUUUGCUUAACGC
Messenger RNA from Cylicocyclus nassatus, 1970 nucleotides. The record is from the annotation of a GenBank genome assembly. NCBI's taxonomy places the organism in Eukaryota, Metazoa, Nematoda, Chromadorea, Rhabditida, Strongylidae.